CAUCGCUGCCCUUUCCUUUUCCUGUGCACGAUGGUGAUUAUUAGACCCUCGUAAAACUUCAAUGGCGAGAAGGAAACCUAUCGUCUUCGCCCAGGCGAGCGCUGUCUGCCUGCUGCUCGUCAGCCUGUUGGUCGCAUUCGAUCUGUUCUCAGGACACGAUUAUUUUGACGUCGUAUACAAACCAUUCCAAAGCCCAAAAACGACCGACGAAGCGCACGGAGCAUCUUCGCACAUUAGCCACGCCAUCCACGUUCCAACCUCAACCGUCAUCCUCCGGCCCACACGGACCCCGACGCCGACCCCGAAUUCCACCUUGACCCCGACGCCGAUACCACCCCCAGCCGGCGACGGCGAUGGCGCCGCCUCCACACUCCCGGACGGCGACCCGGAGCACCUCAAGAACGCGCCCAAAUACAUCACCGCAAUCCUCGACGCCGACGACAACUCCCUGCCCCGUCUCGACUGCCCCCGCCCCGACAUCUCGCGCUACCAGUACCUCAAGCCCGCAUCCUCGUCCUCCUCCUUGAAGAAGCCUAAAUUCUUCAUCGCCCUCAACAUCCGUGAGAAGGCCGACCUCCUGCCGCGCCUCAUGGGCUCCAUCGUCGAGGCCAUCCGCUUCCUCGGCCCCGAGAACUGCGUGCUCUCCGUCGUCGAGGGGAACUCCCGCGACGGCACCUACGAAAUCCUCCACCUCCUCCGCCCGGAGCUCGAGACUAUCGGCGUUGAGUACCACUUCUCCCGCAGCGACCUCGACCCCGGCGCCGGCGACCGCAUCGGCAAGCUCGCCGAGCUGCGCAACAUGGCCCUCGCCCCGCUCGUCGCGGACCCCGCCCGCUACGCCGCCGACGCCGUCGUGCUCUUCCUCAACGACGUCGCCAUCUGCCUCGAGGACAUCCUCGAGCUCGCCCACCAACGCCUCUACCUCGGCGCCGACAUGACCUGCGGCUUCGACUGGACCUACGUCGGCCCGGACCCGACCUUCUACGACGUCUGGAUCAGCCGCACCCUCCAGGGCGACUCCUUCUUCGAGAUCCCCCCCGACGGCAACUGGAAUUCGGCAUGGAACAUCUUCUGGAACGACGACACGUCCCGCCGCCGCUUCGCCGACCACAAGCCGCUGCAGGUCUUCUCGUGCUGGAACGGCGCCGUGGCCAUGACGGCGCGGCCCCUGCUGGAUCGCCUCGUGCGGUUCAGGGCGCCCGGCCUGGGCGAGUGUUUCCAGGGCGAGCCGCAGCUGUUCUGCAAAGACCUGUGGAACGCCGGCUUCGGCAGGAUCGCGGUGGUGCCGAGCGUCAACCUAGAAUACAGCGACGAGGCCGGGCGGAAGAUCAAGGCGGCCAAGGGCUACACCGGCCAGUGGGUCGGGGAUGAGGACAAGGACGAGACCUUCAAAGUCGACUGGAAGGCUGAUCCGCCCGAGAAGGUCAAGUGUAUGGCUAGUUAUGAUAAGCAGACGUGGGAGCCUUGGAACCAAGGGUUGGAGUAGCUUUACGAACUGUAUGUAUCUCGGAUCUCAAAGAAAGGAUUAAUAAUACCCCAUAUCGGAACCUCCCACCACCAUCCUGUGGGAAAUGGGGGCAUUCCAGCCAAUUCCAUUCAGAGUCUCAAUCACGUCAUGUGACAUGUUUGAAAACGAUUUUUGUAUUCUUGGGUGCUAAACGACGACACGUAGCUAUGCUAUGGGUAGACACACCUUUUCGCUGGUCAUGAUCAUAUCCUUCCGAAACCAACCAGUCCCUUUCCGUGUUGUGGAGGGCCGAGCGCCGGCAGAGCAGACGCUGAUAUCUAACACUUCUUAAUCUUCCUCGCACCUUCUGUCGCCUGCACAUGCACAGAAUUGCGUGCCUUCAGUA
Molecule: messenger RNA, 1853 nt
Organism: Colletotrichum destructivum
Lineage: Eukaryota; Fungi; Ascomycota; Sordariomycetes; Glomerellales; Glomerellaceae
Product: Putative mannosyltransferase 1, CMT1, nucleotide-diphospho-sugar transferase
Exons: 2
Coding region: 62-1486 (474 amino acids)
Source: RefSeq, a predicted model, not a curated record